Molecule: messenger RNA, 3251 nt
Organism: Lineus longissimus
Lineage: Eukaryota; Metazoa; Nemertea; Pilidiophora; Heteronemertea; Lineidae
Exons: 9
Coding region: 475-1548 (357 amino acids)
Biological process (GO): regulation of DNA-templated transcription; cell differentiation; anatomical structure morphogenesis
Molecular function (GO): DNA-binding transcription factor activity, RNA polymerase II-specific; RNA polymerase II cis-regulatory region sequence-specific DNA binding; zinc ion binding
Source: RefSeq, a predicted model, not a curated record
CUCUGAGGGUGCUGAACAUUGACCGCCUGAAGAGCUUGCCAGCACGGAAGAUGAUACCCCCACAGCGGUGCGCUGGAAAAGAAUCAGUCGGGUGGCCCUGAAUCAAAAGACAGCAAAGAUGACUUGGAGCUUGAAGUCUAUGGUAACUCACAAACGUAUGAGUACAACACUAGCACGCCCAUUUUCCAACCAUGGGGCUCAGAGGGGGAGAAACUUGAAAACGAUAGUUUCACCGGUAUCAAGGUUGAAGAUCGUGCUCAAAAGAUUAGCCAAUCAAACGACGGGAAUGAACAUGUGUACGGCAGUAGUUAUGAGACAGAGACUGUGAUUGGUCAAACUGAUGAGAGCAGUUACGAUUGGUUGGAGUCUUUGAUAAAACAAGAAGACGACUUUCAAAUAAAGCUAGAAUCGGACUCCGAACUACCAAAUAGCAAUUUGGCUGAAGGGCAACCAUCUUCCAUUAAGUGGGAUUCCAUGCUUCUUAGUGAAGACGACAUCGAGCUGUAUGCUUUUGAGGCCCUGGCCAGAGUACUGCCAGAUUCUAGCAUCCUGCCAAUUAACACACGCGAAAACCAGCUCGUUAUACUAAGUGGUGCCAUCAGGUAUAUUCGAGAGCUGGAAUCUGCUCUAGAAGACACAGAAAACCACGUCACUGAGCGGAGUCUUACGAGACUAGACACUGCUGCUGGUCCACUGUUAGGAUUUGGUGAAGAUCCAGAACCAAAGCGUCCGAAAAACGGCUUUAUCAGAUUUUCGAUCAAGAAUAGACGGCAGGUUUCUCUGGACCAUCCAGGGGUUGACAACAGGGAGAUAUCUCGCAUCCUUGGUUGCAAAUGGAAACAGCUGACCCAGAAAGAGAAAAAGCCUUACGAGGAAGAAUUCAUGGUCGAGAUGAACAAGAGGCGUAAGAUGGAUCCGAACUGGCGCUACUGUGGCAUGAGGCGAAGGUUGCUGGAAGACUUGGUGGAACCGAUGCCAUCACGACUCAGGCCAAGGGACCAGCUCAGAUCCAAGAUUGAGGUAUCCAAAUUGAAGAGAAGCUACAAAAAACGUCAACUCAUGCCGCAGAUGUUCAAAUGGGUCCAGUGUGAUCACUGUCAAAAGUGGCGGCGCCUGCCAUCGGAUACUGACAUGGACUUGCUCCCAACGCAAUGGUACUGCAACUAUAACUUGGACCCUCAGCACAACCAGUGUAACGACCCUGAAGAACCAUACACAGUCCCAGUUCCCGAGGUUUAUCCUCGGGCACACGCCGUCACCAUUUACGGUCCCACACGCCGAAACCCUGGGCCAGCAUCAACUCAAGCUCGCACUGCUACUUCUAACGGUCAAAUGUGGAACCAACGUCCCUGUUCAUCAAUGAAGCCAACAGCAGGAGGUUUUCUCCCUGGUGCGCAAGCGGCGGCUGAUGAGUGUUUUAGUUCGUUUUCAAGGUUUAGGUGGCAGCAUGAAGGGCUCAAAAGCUGUGUUGGCAUUUUCGGCUCUCUGCCAGGCGUUGAUGACGAGGAUAUGAUGCAUAGUCCUGGAGUAGGCCUUCAUUUCAAGUGAGCUUUCACUCGAAUUUAAGUAUAGAAGUACAUGUAGUGCGUGAAAACUGGUUGGCCGUGCUACACAUUGUCUUGAACAUUUUUGAUUUAUUGUUCUAGUUAUAAUUGUUGCCCAAUAGUUCUCAAAACGGGAUGACAUCCUUAUUUCAUGGUCAUAUAACUGUAAAAAUACAAGCACAAAGGCACCGAGUUAUGGGUGUUGUAACCAAUGUCGCAGGAAGGGCUCAAAAGCUGUGUUGGCAUUUUCGGCUCUCUGCCAGGCGUUGAUGACGAGGAUAUGAUGCAUAGUCCUGGAGUAGGCCUUCAUUUCAAGUGAGCUUUCACUCGAAUUUAAGUAUAGAAGUACAUGUAGUGCGUGAAAACUGGUUGGCCGUGCUACACAUUGUCUUAAACAUUUUUGAUUUAUUGUUCUAGUUAUAAUUGUUGCCCAAUAGUUCUCAAAACGGGAUGACAUCCUUAUUUCAUGGUCAUAUAACUGUAAAAAUACAAGCACAAAGGCACCGAGUUAUGGGUGUUGUGACCAAUGUCGCAGGAAGGGCUCAAAAGCUGUGUUGGCAUUUUCGGCUCUCUGCCAGGCGUUGAUGACGAGGAUAUGAUGCAUAGUCCUGGAGUAGGCCUUCAUUUCAAGUGAGCUUUCACUCGAAUUUAAGUAUAGAAGUACAUGUAGUGCGUGAAAACUGGUUGGCCGUGCUACACAUUGUCUUGAACAUUUUUGAUUUAUUGUUCUAGUUAUAAUUGUUGCCCAAUAGUUCUCAAAACGGGAUGACAUCCUUAUUUCAUGGUCAUAUAACUUUAAAAAUACAAGCACAAAGGCACCGAGUUAUGGGUGUUGUGACCAAUGUUUUGAAUACAUUCAGCAGGGCCUGGCAAAAACUUUUACUUAAUGUAAUGACGAAUGGUCGAACUUUGUCGAAUUUGUCUCGUGUCUGAACAUCCGACGGAUCCUAAUGAGGAACAGUAGAAGAGUUUAAAAAUCUAUUCAAGUUUCAAAAAUAAAGAGUCCACAACUUCGAAUUUGUUUGACAACAAAAGAUUUAAUGAGCAAAUUCAUGAUAUUUACAAUAUAGAGAAGUGAUCAUCUAUUCUAUACAACAUCUAUGACAUUCACAGGAAGAAAAUGUCGUCUAAAAGAUGAUAUUUUCCUCUAAUCACGUCAGUUCUUCAGCAGUUUCACUAAUAUUUUCGACAAUAACAUUUUUGGGCAUACAUACUAAGCCGACAUGGACAUUGGCAUGAAUACAUGUAUCACAAAUGUUAAAAUACGGACAAGAGUUUGUCUACAAACUACAGACACCAAUGCAAACUUGUCCUCACCAACAGUGCCAGUCUAACAAGCACUCACAAAAUCAUUUUCUACUAAAGCAAGCUGAAUGCAACAUUUGAGACAAACAGUGGACGAACCGUAAACCAAGUCGCCUUUCCACUUUCUUAUAUAUUAUACAAUUAAACAAGGUUAGUACGAAAGCUAGCAAAGCUACACCCUUUAUUCAAUAGAAGCUAAGGCGGUACAAUUAUAGCCAGUGUGCGCAUGUAUCUCUACUUCCAGCUGUUUUCUACGCUACUGUAUUGACAGAUGUAUGGCAUAGCAUAGUAAAGUGAACAGGCGAUGACACACUAUUGAGCGGGAAAUAUGAAGCAAAACUUUGGACGGACUACACAACAUAGAGUUUAUCACAGAAACGCUUGAGCGGACGACCCUCAACA